AUGAUGGAAGCAGAGCAGCAGCCCGCACCGGGCUCCUUGAGCUGGAGGUUAAGCUCGCACCCCAUCACUCUGCUGACCUUUCUCGCCUUUAGAGUUGCAAGCCUGCUCGUGUACCUCUUCGGCCUGAUCUUUAUAGAUAACAUGGUCAUGAUCUUUAUCAUCACCAUCCUACUCCUCGCCGCCGACUUUUACUACCUCAAAAACAUUGCCGGCCGCCGCCUUGUCGGCCUGCGCUGGUGGAACGAGGUAGACCCCCAGAGCGGCGAUUCGCACUGGGUCUUUGAGAGCAGCGAGCCCGGAACCAAGACCAUCAACCCGACCGACAGCCGCUUCUUCUGGCUCGCCAUCUAUGCCCAGCCGCUCCUCUGGAUCGGCCUGGCCGUAUUGGCGCUCGUGCGCCUCAAGUUCAUAUGGCUACCGCUUGUUGCCAUCGCACUCGUUCUCACCAUUACCAACUCGCUCGCCUUCUCCCGUUGCGAUAAGUUCAGUCAGGCGUCCAACCUGGCCGGAAGCGCUUUCUCAACAAGCAACUUGGCAGGGUCCAUUGCGACAGGGCUCGCGGGGCGGUUGUUUUCGAGGAGCUAG
This is a messenger RNA of Pyricularia grisea, 585 nucleotides long. RefSeq lists its product as uncharacterized. The coding region runs from base 1 to 585 and encodes 194 amino acids. NCBI's taxonomy places the organism in Eukaryota, Fungi, Ascomycota, Sordariomycetes, Magnaporthales, Pyriculariaceae. The transcript has 3 exons. Gene Ontology annotation, biological process: vesicle-mediated transport; protein secretion. The record is from RefSeq and is a predicted model, not a curated record. Gene Ontology annotation, cellular component: Golgi membrane.